UUAGAGCUGAACAUGACUCUCUUAACGACUAUGUUAAUUUUCACAAGCAUUUUGCACUUGGGAUAUGCCUUAAAGUGCUUUAAUUGCUGGACUGUAGUGGACCCUUCUUGCAACAAGAUUAAACAAACGGAUGACAAAUUUUUGGAGGACUGUAAGAAGAAUGUCGUUGGUUGUUUUACGAAAAUAAUUCUCUGGGAGGACGAGACAGUAGAAAUCGAGCGUAGCUGUUUUUAUGGUGAUCCCUUGGAAGUCAGAGAAAACUGCACCAUCACGACGUCAGCCAUGAUUGAAAUCGAUUGCGAUUUGUGCGAGCAAAGAACCUGUGUUCCCACAAUUCUCGUCUUCCAUAUCUCGUUCCUCAAGCUGGGCUGA
Scaptodrosophila lebanonensis is the source of this 372-nucleotide messenger RNA. RefSeq lists its product as uncharacterized. The coding region runs from base 13 to 372 and encodes 119 amino acids. Lineage: Eukaryota; Metazoa; Arthropoda; Insecta; Diptera; Drosophilidae. Gene Ontology annotation, biological process: sleep; regulation of synaptic transmission, cholinergic; positive regulation of voltage-gated potassium channel activity. The record is from RefSeq and is a predicted model, not a curated record. The transcript has 4 exons.